CACUUCCACUUCCGACUCUGUGUUUUCAUUAGUUUCAAUAUGGCGGUACACACGUAGGGCCGAACGGCAGGUCUCUCCUGAAACUGAUUAUACAGUUUCUUGAAUUGUGAACUACCAUCAUAUACAAUGCACAAAGUAUAAAGAAUGGAAGAGCCAAAUGUUGGCAAAGCUUCUUUUGAACGAUACACUCCAAAGUAUCCUUUACCAGAAGAAAUUCGUAAAAUGAAGCGUGAUGACACAAUAUGCCAGUACUGUGGAGUUAGCUAUCUUAUUCAUGCAGAAAUCAAAGCCCUGGAAGAAAAGCUUCUGGCUAUAGAAAAGGAGCUGACAUUCUAUAAGGGGAAAGAAGACAGAGAAAGCCUGUUAAUCAAGGAAAAGGAGGAGUUACUUCAGUAUAAACAAGACCAAGAAAAAACAUUAUUAGCCAAAGAUAACAUGCUGGCAACCUUGAAACAAGAACUGAAGAAGAGCUCAGAAGAUAACAGCAGUCUGGUAAAUAAAAUUCAGGCAUCAGCAGAAAAUGAAAAUAAGUACAGAGAGCAGUAUUUGACAGCUUUGCGGCAGCUGUCAGUCCUGAAGUCUUUUGUGCAAAAGCAGAAAGAUGAUGUCAAUCUCACCCGGAAAAAUGUUAUAGAACUAAAAGAAGCUGCAACUGACCAAGUACUGUUUGCAAAAGAAAAACUGAAAGACAUAUGCAAGGGCUUUCAAAAAGAUUUUGAUGAUCUACAGUCACGUCUGCAAUGUCUUGAGAUGGAGCAUAUGGUUACCUCCCAGUCUAACAAAACCCUAACAGAAAAGCUACAGCAGCAAGAGGAAAAGAUGAAGGUUCUUGAGAAGUGUAAACAAGAAAUGUUAACUCUAGACAACCGCAGUAAGGAGUUAUGCACCUGCAUACAAGAAAUGCAGACUAAACUAGAUGAAGCUGAGUCCCAGAACAGGCGUUUGCAGAUGGAGGCAGACCAGUACCAGAGACAGAUAAGGACAAAGACAGAGGAAGUUGAAGAAGCCAUUAGACAGAAGCAGCAGCAAGUGAAGAACAAUGAGAUGGCAGUCAAAGAAUUGCAGGAAUGCAUUCAAAACAAAGAUGGAGAAAUUACUAACCUUCAAAAAAGGCUGAAGAACCUGGAAAAUUUACACUUAGAGGCUGAGAGGUGGAAAGCAGAUAUAGAGCAACAGAACAUUUCAACAGCACAUGAAGCUAAAGAGUUAAAGGAGAGCUUGAUAAGAGCCCUGAAAGAUGCUGAGGCUUUGAAGGCAGAAAGAGAGAUGAUGAUAUCUGCACAUCAAUCACGAAUAGAAGAUUUGCGAGAGAGUUUCAAGAGAAAAAUGGCUCAGCAGGAAAAUUCUCAAGAAAAGAUACAAACUGCUUUAGAAGAAGAGAAACAUAAACACCAAGCAGAGCUAGCAUCUCUUGAAGCAAAACUAAAGGAGAGCUUUGUACUGGAGGUGCAAAUAGAAAAACAAAAAUAUGAAGAACUUCUGCAAAAAUAUCAGACAGAGCGCACUUCUCAGAAAAUGGCAGAAAUAACGGAACUGGAGGCACGGCACCAACGGGAGGCACAGGGCUUUGAGCAGCGCUUCGCCGAGACCAAGAGGCAGGCGGAGGUGCGGGAGACAGAACUACGGCGGGAAAUUGAGAGUCUCAAGAAAAUCAUCGCCGAGCUUCAAGACAGGCUUGGCCGAUUUCAAAGUCGUGGUGAGGAGAAGGUGGAGGAGCUGCAGCGCCAGUUAGUGGAGGUGCAGGGCGACCUCAGGACGUGGCGGGAAAAGGCAGAAGUCUUGGAGUCGUCACUACAACAGUCACGUGAAGAGGUGCAGUUUCUCCAGGACACCGUGCGUAAAGAAUGCGAGGAGAGGUUCGAACUAACGGAGGCACUGAGUGAGGCUAGGAGGGAGCUUCUUUCUUUUAAAAAGCCAGCAGGGGGCUACAUACCUAGUGGCACCCCACGUAACACCGCGCAUGUCCCGGACAACGGCCUGGCCCCACUGAGGAGGAGCACGAGCGUCAGCAGCUUUCAGUCGAGCUUGAGCUCUGCCUCUGUGGCUGAGGACAUCAACAAGCCACGUCCACCACCUGUGCCUCCCAACAAUGUCAACGUCAGCUUCAACGGCGAGGCGCGGAAGAGCAGCAGACAGAUGCUGGGCGCCUCCAUUGCAGACAACAGGAGGCGCAUUGCUGCUCUCUUGGGAAAGUUAUCCCCAUAGACACUGUAUGCCACACCUUGAGUCCUUUGUGAACUUGUGAGCAAACACGCGUACAUUUUGUGGACACCUUAGCAACAACUGGUUUGCUACCAGACAUUGAUUCGUUAAGAAGCAAGCGAUUAACUUCAAGGGACCUGAAUACUUUUUGAAAACCUGCUAACUUGUUAACGAACAAGUCAUUAACUGCAAGUAGCAUGACUAGUUUGUAUUAGCUCGUUAACUUCACAGUUAUAAUAUUAAUUUUUCGUGAACCUUUGAUGGACAUGUAAUUACAAUGCUUCAAUUUAAAUUUAACAAUCAGGUUACUUAAAAGGUAACAUGUUGUAUGAAGAAUUAUCGACUGCUUGUUAAAACAAAAACAGAAAAAUUAAAUGAGGCGCAAAGUAGUCUAAGUGUACUUAUUUUCUUUUCCUUGGAUUUUUUUCCUCGAUGGAAUUUCCAGCGUUUAUCGUUGUCAAUGUGAUCAUAAACCAUCCUAUUAGGAAUCGCAUGAUCAACUCCAUACUUAGUGAAAAUAAAAACCAGGGGAGAUGAC
Messenger RNA from Pomacea canaliculata, 2740 nucleotides. RefSeq names its product leucine-, glutamate- and lysine-rich protein 1-like. The transcript has 17 exons. Lineage: Eukaryota; Metazoa; Mollusca; Gastropoda; Architaenioglossa; Ampullariidae. The coding region runs from base 145 to 2205 and encodes 686 amino acids. The record is from RefSeq and is a predicted model, not a curated record.